GCUGCAGCAAAAAAGGUGGUGAAUGGGCUAUGGGCGUUUGGUAUGCAGGUGUGAAAGCAUUUCGCUGUAAUUAGCAUUCUCACCUUGGCAGUGUGAAGUUGUCCUCGUUUUGAGUUUAAACUUCUACUUGUUUACCCAACAACUUUGGGGAGAGGGGAACUGCCAGGAAAAUCGCAUAUUUUCACAUUUUCAGUGCGUUUAUAAUUUAGUCAAUUCAAAUUGCUUACAAUGGGUGGUUGUUGUUCUCUCAGCAUUUGGUUCCUUGUAGCCUUCACUCUCAACAGUGGCUGUACAAGGACUGCCACGCAUGGCUUGCAAAGGAGCAAAAGGUUUCUAAUAUUUCCUCGACAAGCACCUACACGUUAUCAAUUCAUUGGCGGCAUUGGCAUACCAGCAGAUCUCGAUUAUGAAUCCCUAACCGUUGGCCAUGUUCUCAAGGCUGAAUAUUGGCUGCCCUACAAUGCGACAGUUUUUCGUGAAAAUCCAUUUUGGCCGGAAUAUAAAAGUAAAUAUAAUUCCACAAAUCCAACGUACAUUUACGCCAGAGAGUCGAGACAAUCUACGCUGCGUUGGAAUUUAUAUUCUUAUAUAGCGGAUCGUCUUGAGAGCUACGGUUACAAUGGCAUGCAGUGUGUACUAAAGGCGAUAUGCGAGGCGAACAUUCUGAAGUUCCAGCAACAACAUAGCGUUUUCGAGAAGAUCAUGCAUAUUUUAUUGAGCCCCAGCACGUCGGCAGAUAAGCCAACAGCGGUGAGCGCGCUGUACAAGGAAGCUGAAAAAAUUGGUGGCGUGAUUGGAGAUUGUAAUUUUUAUAAAUGCAAACUUAGUUUAAUAGACUGGAUAUCAAGCGUACUUCAAGUUGAAUAA
Ceratitis capitata (Mediterranean fruit fly) is the source of this 867-nucleotide messenger RNA. RefSeq lists its product as uncharacterized. The transcript is spliced from 4 exons. Bases 229 to 867 code for a protein of 212 amino acids. The record is from RefSeq and is a predicted model, not a curated record. Lineage: Eukaryota; Metazoa; Arthropoda; Insecta; Diptera; Tephritidae.